This is a messenger RNA of Necator americanus (New World hookworm), 3180 nucleotides long. RefSeq lists its product as uncharacterized. Gene Ontology annotation, molecular function: aspartic-type endopeptidase activity. Gene Ontology annotation, cellular component: lysosome. Bases 1 to 3180 code for a protein of 1059 amino acids. The transcript is spliced from 26 exons. The record is from RefSeq and is a predicted model, not a curated record. Gene Ontology annotation, biological process: cell death; proteolysis. Lineage: Eukaryota; Metazoa; Nematoda; Chromadorea; Rhabditida; Ancylostomatidae.
AUGAUGCGGCAUGACUCCACCUCACGAGGAAUUCCAAGGAGAGAGAAAAAGCGUACUCUGGACAUGUAUGCGACGAUAGCUAAACAACGUCAUUUAUUAACGUUUACUGAUAACACACAAAGAUGGCCGAAGCCCGUCGUCGCUGAAGCCACCGCUGACCAUCUGCCACCGUCAAUAGCAACGAUGCUUUUUACCGUCUUUCUACUUAUAGUUGGGUCUGCUACCUCUCUCGCAUUCCAAACUCCGCUUAUUUGGAGGGAAUCAACAAAGAUUGAAAAAAUGAGGAACGGAGGAUACGCAAAGAUGGCGGCCAGUCCAGAAAAAUCCACUGCAGCUCUUAAUCGUAAGAGCAACAUACUGUACAGAAUCGAUGAAUCCGUAUAUGGACAAAACAUAACGAUAGGAAAACCAGGACAACCAUUUUUUGUUUACCUUUCUACGUUAUCGUCUAUGUUAUGGGUGCCAAGUAGCGACUGCAUUUCAGUAUUGUGCAAAGACAAGCGCAAGUUUUUGCCGGAUAAGUCUGAAACAUUCACUUCUGUCAAGGAACAUUGGGAGGCUCCAGGUUAUGGUGGAGGCGCAACAGGAGGAGUUCUUGGUACGGAUGAGCUGCGCCUGGGAGGAGAAAAUGAGGAUCAGCUUGUUAUUAAAAAGGCUUCGUUUGGUCUUGCAUCACAAGCGGAUUCCAUUUAUGAUCAGGUGAAGUUCGAUGGAGCUCUCGGCCUUACAUUUUCUACUCACAAUGGAGGGAAAGGAGAACCUUUCAUUACUAACGCAAUAAACAAAGGAGCUUUUCGCAAGCCCAUGUUUUCUGUGUGGUUAGAUCCUAAAAAUGUUCACUCUGGAGAACGUGGUGGAGCUAUCACCUAUGGAGCUAUGGACGACUACAACUGUGGUCCUGUUUUCAACUACGAAAGUAUAUCUUCCGAAUCGUUUUAUCAGUUCAAGAUUGAUGGUGUGUCCCUUGGAAAAUUCAAGCACGAAGGGAGAGAAGACGUUUUACUGCAUUUCGGCAACUCAAUAGCAGGCCCAUCUGAUAUUGUUGAGCAGAUUGCUGAAGCUGCAGGAGCCGUGCCUCUUUUUGGUAUCGACUUCUUCUUUCUUCCCUGCGACAUCCCUAUCCCCAACCUUGAAAUUAAGUCUGGAUCUACUGUUUACGUUAUUGAAAGCAAAAAGCUUAUAGUACAGAUUGACAAAGACGUCUGCAUACUUGCUCUAGUGGGUGCUGAUGAUGGUCCAGUCUUCGGAACAACUUGGUGGGUCGGAGCACCCUUGAUGCGUCAGUACUGCACUGUCUUCGAUAUUGGAGAGAAGAAAAUCGGUUUCGCUGAACAAAUUCCUGAAGGGAGCAAGUCUUCAACAACUAAGUUUGUGGUGCAAACAACAACUGCUGGAAGCAGCGGCGGCAACAACGGCAACAGCGGCAGCGGCCUCGUAAAUUUUGCAAAUGUGAGAGAUUCGAAGAAAAUCUGGAGUUGUCAGCUGCGUGCUGACUGGCAAACAUGCUUUCCGUGGUUGAGGAUGAUUCGUAACGUGUUUCUUCUCCUCACUUCCUCUGCAGCUUGCUUUGCCUUCCAAACUCCGCUUAUUUGGAAGGAAUCGAAGAAGAUUGAAAUGAUAAGGAAUGGAAAGUACUCAGAUUACUCAAAGAACAUGAUAAAUUUACUGAGAAGUACGCAAACUCCUGAUCUUCCGGACAUAAAAGUAUACGAAUUCGAUUAUGAAUAUGGACAAAACAUAACGAUAGGAAGACCAGGACAACCAUUUUUUGUUUGGGUAACUACGUUCUCAUCGAUGUUAUGGGUGCCACACAACGACUGCAAUACAGGAUUGUGCAUAGGAAAACGGAAAUUUACGCCUGCUAAGUCUAAAACGUUCGUUCCCGUCAAAGAACAAUGGGAAGCUCCAGGUUAUGGGGGAAGAGCGAAAGGAGAACGCCUUGGCACUGAUGAAGUGCAACUCGGAGGUGAAGACGAAGAUCAGCUUCUUAUACGUAGGACUGCGUUUGGCCUCGCAACACAAGUGGAUUCCGUUUUUAAGGAGACACCUUUCGAUGGAGCUCUCGGCCUCGCAUUCUCAGUUUACGAUGAAGAGAAAGGAGAACCUUUCAUCACUAACGCAAUAAACAAAGAGGCUCUUCGUGAACCCUUAUUUUCCGUGUGGUUGGCAUCUCGAAAGGUUGGCAACGGAGAACCGGGUGGAGCAAUUACCUACGGUGCUCUUGACAACUACAACUGCGAUCCUGUAUUCCAAUACGAGAACAUAUCCUCUGAUGUUUUUUAUCAGUUCAAAAUAGAUGGUGUUUCCCUGAGAGAAUUUAAGCGAGAAAGGAGCGAAGAAGCCAUGUUGCACUUCAGCAACUCUAUAAGAGGUCCCACCGCUAUUAUCGAAGAGCUGGCUAAAACCGCAGGAGCGUUGCCAAUUGGUGAGAACGGAUUCUAUUAUAUCGAUUGCGAAAACAAUUUUCCACCCCUUCAAAUAACAGUUGGACCUACCGUGUACUCCAUCGAAAACGACAAGCUUAGAAUAAAGGUCGAAGAUGGAUACUGCCUACUUGCUUUAUCACCGGCAGACGAAGGUCCAACUUUUGGAAGUUCUGCUUGGUAUUUCGGGAUACCUUUGAUGCGUCAGUAUUGCACUGUCUUUGAUGUUGAAAAGAGACGAAUUGGCUUUGCUAAACCGAUUCCCGACGAGACAAAGUCGUCAACGACUGCACGGCGAAGUACUAUUAGAAGUACUAAAAGUUACACAGGGGUCGUGCCACAAAUGACUACACCAAGUACACCAACAACGAGCGGCGGUCGCGGUUCCCAAAGCAUAGGUCAAAGCAGGAAGUACGGUGGUGUUGAAGAGGUGAGCACGGAGACGGGUGUUCCUGGUCUUCUUCACUACAUCCUCGAUGCUUUUGUACGCUCCCCAAGCCGCUCGGGGGUCAGAUCGUUCAUCAUGUUCAAGUUCCCGACCCAGAUAAACGUAGCUGGUGCAUUCGGAUAUGUUCGUUCCGUUGAGCGUGAAUGGGGCAUCCGAGACUCAUCCGUUUCGCAUAAACAUCGUCUUUUGCAGAUUCAGCUGAAGACCGAUGCAUCCACAUGUUUCGUCGAAUUCGGUCAGCAUUCGUUCCGCUUGGCUGAUGCUAGGUGUUAUCACUACGAUGUCAUCAGCAAAGCGCAAAUGGUGUAG